GACUGUACUAAUUCGACAGAGAAUAAAUAUCUUAACACCUGAACAGCAGAACGUCGCUUAACAUAUUCGGGACAUCUCCUUAUUCACCGUUAAUCAUUCCACAAACAACCAAAGAGUAAAGUGAUUCGGACGCACGCCGGUCCGCUCCGGAAUCCGUCUCACAUUUUUCAUCCACCAGCUCCAUGUUUUGACUACCACCACCAACAGCAACAGAGCGAACCUUCCCAACACAUAGCCGUUGCGCUCGCAAUCCCCUCUGUGUUUUUUUAAUCAAAAUGGCUGAUUUUGGGGAUGAUACCGGAGCGAGAGCUCUGCUGGCCCUCAAAUCCGCUCCUUGUAGCCCGGUGGGUAUUUCUAUCCCGACCGUGUACACUUUUUCCUCCUCGACUUCGCCCGGGAUCGCAUCAUCCAUGUCCUUCUCCCCCCCGUCGCAGGCCUUGGCUCGGCUGGAAGGCAGGGACUUCGAGUUCGUUAUGCGCCAGAGGACGGUGACCGUGGGACGGAAUUCCUCGCACGGCUCCGUGGAUGUCAACAUGGGCCACUCGAGUUUCAUAUCCAGAAGACAUCUGCAGAUCACUUUCGAGGACCCGCAUUUCUACUUGCGCUGUCUCGGCAAGAACGGCGUGUUUGUCGAUGGCGUUUUUCAAAGAAGAGGCGCACCUCUACUUCUCUUACCGAGGGAGUGUACAUUUCGAUUUCCCAGCACGGUGAUCAAGAUUCAGUUUACAGCGCUCUACCACAAGGACACACAGAAAGAAGACGCUCCCGUGUCGCCCGUGAGACCCCUUUACCCACAAAUCUCUCCGCUGAAAAUCAGCAUUCCUGAAAACGAUUACAGAAGUAUGAUGAGUCCGCUGCCUUCACCCACAGGAACUAUCAGUGUUCCCAAUUCCUGCCCAGUGAGCCCUCGUGGAGCAGGUUCUUCAGGAUACCGAUACGGACGUAACAUCACGUCAGACCUCCAGCUUGCCGCUGAAUUUGCAGCCAAAGCUGUAUCAGAACAGCGCACUGAAGCCACAGGAGGAGACAGUCCUAAAGAUGAGUCCAAACCUCCAUAUUCGUACGCUCAGCUGAUAGUUCAGGCCAUCUCGUCUGCUCCAGACAGACAGCUAACACUAAGUGGCAUAUACGCUCACAUCACCAAGCAUUAUCCGUACUACAGGACGGCCGACAAGGGCUGGCAGAACUCCAUCAGACACAACCUGUCACUGAACCGCUACUUUAUCAAAGUGCCGCGCUCGCAGGAAGAGCCGGGGAAAGGGUCCUUCUGGCGCGUAGACCCCUCAUCGGAGGGCAAGUUGGUGGAGCAGGCUUUCCGGAAGCGCAGACAGCGUGGAGUGUCCUGUUUCCGCACACCCUUUGGCCCACUCUCGUCCAGGAGUGCUCCUGCAUCUCCCACCCACUCCGGCCUCCUCUCUCCACACUCAAGUGGCCUCCAGACCCCCGAGUGUCUUUCUCGGGAGGGGUCCCCGGUGUCUCACGAGCACGACUUUGGUUCCAAGCUCGCUUCUGUGCCUGAGUACAGAUACUCGCAGAGUGCGCCUGGCUCUCCAGUGAGCGCUCAGCCUGUGAUCAUGGCUGUACCUCCUCAGCCCUCAGCUGUGGUACCCAAGCAAGUCACUUACAUGCCAGCCUCCAUCAUUAGCACCUCUCAGACAUCUGGCCAGGCCAUCCAUGUGGUACAGCAGGCACCGGCUGUCACCAUGGUGCGUGUAGUGACCACCUCUACCAGCUCCCCAAAUGGAUACAUCUUGGCUAACACCAUCUCCUCAGGAGAAGGAUGUAGAGAUCAAAGGGGUGCAAUGGAUGAGAUACCUGUGAUUGGCAGUCGGGUUAUUCAGACUGUUGGCAGUCACAUAAGUUCAGUCAGUAGGGGACAGCAGAGCUACGCCGUUGUCCAGCCGAGCGCUGUGCACCAGCUUCCUGUCCAGAUGAUUGCUCAGAAUGGCAAACAUGCUCUUCCUGUCACCAGCGUAUCAUCCAACGCUUACGCUUUCACCAGUCCGCUUCAGAUCUUGGCAGCCCAGGCCUCAACAUCUCCGCCCGUGCUGGUCAACAGGCCCUCCAACGUGGAGUUAGAGAACGUGCCCGAGCCCAAACGGCCAAAAAUGGAGGAGGACGCCAUCACUCCAGUCCCCCAGCCUGUUAUUGUUGCAAUGAACCAAGAGGCCAGCGAAUGAACGAGUGAGUGGGUGGGUUGAUGACGGAUCUUCAACGCACGUCUUCAAAGCAUCGUUUGCCCGACGUGCCGACAUAUUGAGGGGAAAGUGUUUUGUUUUCUUUAAAACAAGAACUUAAAUGUGUUGAGAACGACAAGCCCGAGACGGGUAACUGAUCGAAUGCGCUUGUAAGAAGAGCUUAAACAUUGUGUUUCAUGGGGGUUAAAUUCAUCGAGCUAUUUUUGGCAUUAUUAAAAUUCAAUGCUCACACCGUUUUAAUUUUGUAGGCGUUUUUAAUCUUGUAAGAAUGUUUCUCAAAGGUAUGAAGAGAGGUGCGUGUGCUGAAAGACACCAGCCAAGCUUGUGCGCCCAAGUAGUUCCUCACACGGUACAAAGAGUUGUUAUUUUCGGGUUGGGGUGGGACCAAUACCUAUGCAGCUAUCACAGUCUCAUGGAAAUACAGCAGGUUGACAGGAAGCUGUGCGUUAUAACGGUUAUCUGUGCUGCCUUUUGUGAGGAUGUAAUGAUCGAAAGACUUGCCGUCUGUCAAAAUAAAAAUGUUACAACUGAAAGCACAUCAACCAACCGGCAAAAAUGAAAUAGUUAUAGAGGCCUUUCUAGCUGGAGUUCUUUAACCUACAAUAUCAUAGUAUACGCUCUAUUUUUCUGUGGAGGACUCUUACCUUGCUUGUUUAUCACAAAGAGAAAUGUCUAAUUUCGAAAUUGGCCUAUGUUUAGCUCAAAAUUAAAAUGAACUUAAUGAAUGUAAGUAACGUUUGUUUAUUUGUUAUGGUUUAUGGCAGCCAUUUUUCACCUAAACAAUAUAUUAAAACAUUUGAAUGUGUUUGUGGAUAAAUUGUUGCUGUUAUAUGUGACAUAACUGUAAGUUUGAAGUUAAGCGUAUUUAAUGUAGCUCAGUUGUUUCUGUUCAUCCCCAUUAGCACUUGGUCGAAAUGAUGCUCGGUAGAUUUCUUACACAACGUCAACCAAAUGCUUUUCCAUUUCCAAGACCCAGGAAUGUAACUGUUAAUAUAGAUUGUGAGAGAUGCUGUUUCUUUACUGACUUUUUGUGAUCUUUGAAUGAUCACAGGGGCCGCUAAAUGAAUGUUCGGUAUUUUUUCAGUUCAGUUUAAGACAUUGUUUAUUCUUUAGGAAGCUUAGUAAAAUACACAAAAUCAGGCUUUACCUUUCUAAUUUUACUAAGAGAAGAGUAGAUAUAUAUAUUGUUAGAGUUGUUCAUAGUGUUUAAGACAAUCACUAAUCUGACUGCUUUAUAUGUUGCAAAUGUGCACCACAAUUGUGAACAAGUAUGCUAGAGUACUCAAGCUAAAUGCUACAGAUAUCAUAUUUGUAUGCUGAUGUAGUUGUGCAGUGUUCCUUUUGUGGUAGAAAUGGAAAGCAUACCUUAACAGACCAAAUACAUUUCCUCAAUAUUAGUGCCUUAGUGCGCUGUUGCUUUUAGGACUCAAAAAGUCAGUGUGAUGUACUACUUAACGACGCAGCAUCCAUCAUGCAGACAAAUAAGGUUAUCUUCAGGAUUAAAUAACUGUCAUAUUGUAGAGAAAAAACAGCAUCCUGACUGCUUUAAAAAUACACAGCUGUGUAACUGGAAGAACAGAUGAGGCUGACAACUAAUGUUGUGACAGGAAGUGACUGAGCAAUACAACAAAGUAGACAGGAAAUCAGACCUUGCUAGUUUUGCUUUGUUCUUUGACCAAUAAUGCAUAGCACACAGUUGCACCUCAACUGAGUACAUUUGAGUAAAAGGUUUAGUAACUGUAAACUUAUUCAGUUAAAACUGCUCAAAUCACAAAAAGCACAUUUAUCAGUUAACACUUGGUAAAAAUACCUCUUGCUGUUUAAAUAAAAAAGCAUUAAACGUUUUUGAGCAUUUGAAGAACACUUGGCAAACCUACAACCUGUAGUGGGUUAUAUACAUUCAACAAUAUUCUGUCAUCAGUGCAGAAUAGAUCUCUCAAGGCCAUUCUGAGAUUUCUCCUAAUCCAUUUGAUAUAAUGUUGGGUUCAGUAAACAAAUACUAUUGUAAUACAAAUACUACCACUAUUCCAUUUUAUGUAUAAUUUUUGUUCAAACCUUGAUAAUACUAGUAUGAACUGGCCUGGCAAAUGAAAUAAAUGCAGUUGCAGAUGUUUAUUUCUCUCUGCAAAUGGAACACUUUAGUAGUGAUUCCAAAUGCUUUUUAAAAUAGCUUAUCGUUAAAAACGAAGAAAAAAUAUUCUGUUGUUAUCUUGCAUUUUACAGCACACUUAACUUACGAGUACCCGUCACUCCCUAAAUGUUUUUCAUACAUUUUUAACAAUCUGCCACAGUGUCUGUAUGCAUAUGUAACCAUGGAGUAUUUUUUACAAAGAUAUGCAGAUUUUCUUGUUUGUGCUUGUCUUGUUUGUUGCAUAUUAGUAUAUGCAAAUGUUUGUACACUAAACAUUUCUAAUUUAAAAUGAACUGAUUUUCCUUCUUUUGAAAUGAGGUAUUUUGUGUUGGACAAAAUCUGUUUUCACUGUACACAAAACACCUCCACUACUGUGCAUCAAAGUUCUCUUGUGCUCAUGCAAUACAUCUGUCUUUUAUUGUGUAUUGAACUACAAAGUGUAUGAGGGCUUUUCUUCUGUCAGUGCAGUUUAUUUGAUUGUCUACCUGGAAAGAAUAAAAAUACUUUAUUGGC
This is a messenger RNA of Triplophysa rosa, 4842 nucleotides long. It is a transcript of the gene foxk1, whose product is annotated as forkhead box K1. The transcript has 9 exons. Gene Ontology annotation, molecular function: RNA polymerase II cis-regulatory region sequence-specific DNA binding; protein binding; DNA-binding transcription factor activity, RNA polymerase II-specific. Lineage: Eukaryota; Metazoa; Chordata; Actinopteri; Cypriniformes; Nemacheilidae. Gene Ontology annotation, biological process: regulation of transcription by RNA polymerase II. The record is from RefSeq and is a predicted model, not a curated record. Bases 276 to 2180 code for a protein of 634 amino acids.